Colletotrichum orchidophilum is the source of this 981-nucleotide messenger RNA. Its product is annotated as bZIP transcription factor. NCBI's taxonomy places the organism in Eukaryota, Fungi, Ascomycota, Sordariomycetes, Glomerellales, Glomerellaceae. The record is from RefSeq and is a predicted model, not a curated record. Gene Ontology annotation, molecular function: DNA-binding transcription activator activity, RNA polymerase II-specific; transcription cis-regulatory region binding. The transcript is spliced from 3 exons. Gene Ontology annotation, cellular component: RNA polymerase II transcription regulator complex. Bases 1 to 981 code for a protein of 326 amino acids.
AUGCUGAGUCAGAACCGGAGCUUGAAGAUGCAGAGCGCUUCGCCCUCGUCCUCUGCGAAUACCACCACUAACACAGACGCCGACUUGCGCGCGCAGCUUGAGCUACUAAGCAAGCACACCGCGCCCAGCUCGUCAGACAACGCGACCGGCCCAGCCCGCGGACCUCGCCCUCAAGCUUCCCACCCUUCGAGCGCGUCACCGGCACAUGGCUACAGUAACGGCUCGACCUCGCCAACUGACGUCUUGCCGCCGAUAGUUAAUAACCACGCCGACCCGGAAGCGCACAUCCACCCUGAUCUCCGAGCUCGAAUCACGCACGCUCCGGCCGUCAAUAUGAUGCCCGCUGGCAUACCAGCUCAACCGCAGCAACAGAUCGCGCCUCCCGUGGCGGCUGCUGGUCCUUCUACUGCGCCCCCUAUCCACUCCCCUACAGAAAUGGAUUUGGACGACGGCGCGGAGGGUCGCAAAGCCAAGCGCGAAUUGUCACAAUCCAAGCGCGCCGCGCAAAAUCGAGCUGCCCAGAGAGCUUUCCGUCAGCGAAAGGAGGGAUACAUCAAGAAGCUUGAGCAGCAAGUUAGAGACUACAUGGAGAUGGAGGGUCAGUACAAGACAAUGCAGUCAGAGAACUAUGCGUUGCGCGAGUACGUGAUCCAUCUCCAGUCACGCUUGCUUGAUCUGCAGAGCGAGAUCCCCCAGCCGCCACCCAAUGUCAACCUCCAGCAACCGUCGCUCCCGCCCCCUUCCGUCCCGACAAGUGGCCCCGAAGUCGCGCCUAGCAAUGCGGGUGCUGGCCCUCUGGAGGCCGUUGCGCAGGCAGUGGCCGGUUUGCAGGCCCAGGAGCAGCUUGCGCAGAGAGAGCAAUUCACAAGCAAGGGUUUCCAGUCUGAGGUAGCGACCAAGGAGGAACCGCAACGCGAGGGUGAUGGGCCCGUCGACCCAUCGCUGCCGGACAGCCUACCGGCUCCGACUGCGUCCAUGUGA